CGAGAAAGAGACGCUCACGAGAUCGAGGAGGAAGGAACAAAGAAGAGCAGGAAAGAGAAGAGGAGGAAACCCUAAAAAAGGGGCGGAGAAGAGAAGGAGGGUUCCGAGACGAUCAAGUCACGGAGCAAACCCUAGAACGGUCCCCGCUUCUCUUCGACGCCACGCGCUUUCCCUUUCCUCGAUCGGUUCUUCUCUUUUCGCUCUAUCUCUCUCGCUCGCUCUCGGUCACGAUUUCGGUGGCGCUUUUGAGUUCAAUUUUGAUGGGUAUUUGCGAAAUCGUGGUAGAUCCAUGGGAAUGAUUCGUAUUUGUUGCAAGUUUGGGUUUAAUUGAGCUUUUGGUGUGGUUUUGAAGGCCAAAAUUCCGAUUUUUCUCGCCGUUUGAUGUAUCUUCUCCUCUCCGGGCCCGAUUCGGAUGCGAAGGAACCCUUCCAGUUUCUUGGCAUUCGUUCCGCGCGUGGAAUCCCCUUCUUCCACCGCAAAGGCGUCGCCUUUUGCCUCCCCAGAGAUCGAUGGGAUAAGGAGUUCGCCGUAUUGCAGGCGGGGUGACUAGGGUUACGGCUUGGAAAACCCUAGCUUCGCUCUGAUUAUUGAUUGUAUAGCCAUUUUCACAAUUACUUAUUAUUGAAGUUUGAAGAUUUGAGCUUUACUGGGAUUGGGAGAGAUGGGUUCCUCUCAAGGGUCUACGCUGACUUCUGCGGCGGCGGAUGUUGAUGUGCGUGUGCUGGAUUUGUUGCCCGUUUAUGUGAAGGAGUUGAUUGCCGGCGGAGCUGCCGGGGCCUUCUCAAAGACGACGGUGGCCCCUUUGGAACGUGUUAAGAUUCUAUUGCAGACAAGGACUGAAGGAUUUAAAUCCCUAGGAAUUUUUAAAUCUCUUAGGAAGCUGAGGCAACAUGAAGGUUUUAAGGGCUUCUACAAAGGAAAUGGUGCUAGUGUGCUUCGGAUUGUUCCAUAUGCAGCUCUUCACUACAUGACAUACGAGCAAUAUAGGUGUUGGAUUUUGAAUAAUUAUUCUUCACUGGGCACAGGACCUAUUGUAGAUCUUUUAGCUGGCUCAGCUGCUGGUGGAACUGCUGUUCUGUGUACCUAUCCCUUGGACUUGGCCCGGACUAAGCUUGCCUACCAGGUCACAAAUCCAGGUCAGCUUGGUAAUGGCUUAAGGGGUUUUAAUGUCCAGCCAACAUAUGGUGGGGUAAAAGAUGUUUUUAGGAGUGUGUAUUCUGAAGGUGGUGUGCGUUCUCUCUACCGUGGAGUAGGCCCAACACUCAUCGGCAUCCUUCCUUAUGCUGGUCUGAAGUUCUACAUAUAUGAAGAGCUGAAGAGCCAAGUUCCUGAAGAGUACAAGAAGUCUGUCAUACUUCGCCUCUCUUGUGGAGCCCUAGCUGGUCUUUUCGGGCAGACUCUUACGUACCCACUGGAUGUUGUCAGGAGACAGAUGCAGGUCCAGAGUCGGCAACCAAUGAAUCAUCUUGGUGGUCCUCGCAUCACAGGAACGUUACAGGGGCUUUAUACGAUAGUUCAUAAUCAGGGGUGGAAGCAACUGUUUGCUGGCCUGAGCCUCAACUAUGUCAAGGUGGUUCCUUCAGUGGCCAUUGGUUUCACAGCAUACGACAUGAUGAAGACUUUACUACGGGUGCCUCCGAGAGAGAAUAGUCAGAAGACCACUGCUUCAGCUCCUGCUGCCGCAUGAAGCAACUUGUGCUGUAAUAGUGAUUGGGAUUUGCCUUUCAGACAACUCCUGUACAAAAUCAUCGCAGACCCUAACACAAAAUGGAAAAUAGCAUCUGCAUAAAUUGUUGGACAAGGAAGAAAUGAGUGCAUCUCCGAUUUGUCAUUUCCAAUUCCAGUUGAUUGUGACAAUUGGCAAACAGAUUGUUUGAGCUUUUACAAUUUUUAAUUUGGUAUAGCACUGGCUUGGGAGACUAUUCUGGUUUCUAUUUUUCCUCAUACAUUGUAACCGACUAAGAUUGAAGUCCAAUUUGUGGUUGUUUCUUCUUCGGUAAUUGCUUCCUUUUGCUUUAUUCAUGUACAGACUUUGGUCCGAAGUAAUAAGGAGCAACCAUUGCUAUCACAACUAUCCUUCAUUCCUCUCUA
Ananas comosus (pineapple) is the source of this 2091-nucleotide messenger RNA. RefSeq names its product graves disease carrier protein-like. The transcript is spliced from 7 exons. NCBI's taxonomy places the organism in Eukaryota, Viridiplantae, Streptophyta, Magnoliopsida, Poales, Bromeliaceae. Bases 662 to 1687 code for a protein of 341 amino acids. Gene Ontology annotation, biological process: transmembrane transport. Gene Ontology annotation, cellular component: mitochondrial inner membrane. The record is from RefSeq and is a predicted model, not a curated record.